UCCAUCUUUUCUACCAGAAGGAUCCAAUCUUUUUCAAUUUCUACUUCCAGAACCUGACGAAAGGUAAUUAAUAGCCAAAGAGAGAAUAGAAUUGAAGGGUCUCCUCACCGACCUUCCUCUUCCUCCAAAAUCCAACACCAACCCAAACCGAGGCAGCAGCGGCCACAGCGGCGAUCUUUUGAUCCCUUCCGAACAGCCGUCCGAUGGAAGAACAGCAUCAAGCCGCCGCGGGGAAAGAGACCGAAGAGGCCGAAGCCGUCGAACUCGUCCUGUUCCAAGUCAACGAGUGCUACGUCUAUUUGAUACCUCCGAGGAAGAGCGCAGCUUCCUACAGGGCUGAUGAGUGGAAUGUGAACAAAUGGAACUGGGAAGGGGCGCUAAAAGUUGUUAGCAAGGGGGAGGAGUGUAUUAUUAGACUGGAAGACAAGACUACAGGUGCAGGAGAACUUUAUGCUAGAGCAUUUCUGAGAGAGGGUGAGCCACAUCCAGUGGAGCCUGUAAUUGACAGCAGCAGAUACUUUGUGCUUCGAGUUGAAGAAGAUAUAGAUGGUCGCCGACGGCAUGCUUUCAUUGGUUUGGGUUUCCGAGAAAGGCCGGAAGCUUAUGACUUUCAAGCUGCUCUCUAUGACCAUAUGAAAUAUUUAAACAAAAAGAAAACAGCUGAAGAGAUGGAACAGCAUUAUCAGACUACAUCAUCAGUUGAUUAUAGUCUAAAAGAAGGCGAAACUCUGGUGCUCCAAAUAAAAAAUAAAGGAGGCCACCGAGGAAAGCCUGCAUCUGUUGAGCAAGGCCUCAGCAAUCUCUCAUUAAAUGAGAAGGCAGCCAACAAAGAGGUUCCAAUGUGCCUGAAACCUCCUCCUCCCCCGCCUGGACCCCUUUCUCCUGUUUCUCCCGUCGGUCGCCCUCAGAGAUCAUCAACCAGCGAUGCCAGUGUACAUUCUAAAUUCGAAUUUCCAUCUGAUUCCGAAGAAUCAUCUUCUACCACAGAAAAGAGUGCUGAGGAUUUCCCAGAAGAUGACUUUGGGGAUUUUCAGGCAGCUGUCUGAAUUUUUUAUAUUCCCUUCCUUUUUGCUGAUAUGCCUACACCAUCUUUUUCAAUUUGCUAUGUUGGUUAAUGCGCAAAAAGUUAUAUGACACUACAAUCCGUUUUUGGCCAUUUUAGAUAUAUGUGCUAUGGUUUGCUAUGAGAAUUAUUAAUCUAUUCAUAAUUUUUCUUUCUUCAUAAA
Molecule: messenger RNA, 1226 nt
Organism: Phoenix dactylifera (date palm)
Lineage: Eukaryota; Viridiplantae; Streptophyta; Magnoliopsida; Arecales; Arecaceae
Source: RefSeq, a predicted model, not a curated record